AUGGCCCCUCUGACUGCUCGGAAACUCCACCAGAGGCUUGCCUCCGCUUUGGGACACGACCACUUUCUCGCCGGUCUGAAGGAUUCUGUCGAACGCGUACAUGCCGCUGGCAGCGAGAAUAUAGACCCUGCCCUACUUGCGGCUCACACACGUCGCUGUGACUCCCGCUGCGCGCGUUGCCGAGACGAAAUCGCGACGCUGAAAGCCGACCUCAAUGACCUACUUGGUCAAAAUUCUGCUCUGCUCGACGAGGUCGCCUCACUGCAUGCAACAAUGUCCGAGACCACCCAGUCUCUGAUCGCGAAGACAGACCGCGUCAAGGAUCUAGAGAGGAAGAACCGCCGCUUGACGAAGAAAAAUCGUUCACUCACCGACGACGUGACGGCCGCGGACAAGCGCACGCAGCGGGUGAAGCGCUCGAAGCGUAGCGCUGCAGAUGGGCAUGAAGCGCAGCUGUCUGCACUUCGGACGAAGCUCGACGAUGAGCUAACGGCUCACGCCGCCGACGUAGCGGGUCUCGAAGCUCAGCUGGCCAACAUUACGCACCAGCUCGAAAUAGCCAUCUCGUCGCGCAACCGACUGCGUGGGGCUGCCGCUGCUCAUCGCAGGGACAAGUCUAUCAUGCGGAAGCAGAUCAAGCGCCUGCUGGUCACGCUCCGCAAGGUCAGGACUGUUCUGCAUGAUCUUCAGGAAAAGCUCGUCUUCACGCCAAAGAAGGGACACCAAUACUCUCCGACCUCACGCUGGCUUGGCCGGCAGCUGAUGCGGUAUGGUGUCAAGCCCCACUGGUUGGAUAGCGCCGUCAAGGAUGUCGCUUUCGCUUUCGGCAUCCGUAUCAAGGGCCGCUUCUUGAGCCGCCGCACCGCUGGCGCUGUAAAGCUUGAGCUAGGGAUGUGGUCGCUCCUGCAGCUCGGGAAGGAGAUUAAGGACUGUAUGGCAUUCGUAUGUAGCAGCGACGGGACCAGCCAUAAGAAGAUACAGUAUGAGUCUACCUGUAUCAGUCUCCGCGCUCCUACGUACGAACCCGAUGUGAAUGAUGAAGAUCCAUCUACCUGGAAGCCUGUGACACGAUUUGUUGCUCUUACCAGUGCGCUCCGUCAUACCGCUGAGGCGCAACAGGAGGGGAAGAGAAAACUUGGUGAGAAAAUUGCGGAGAUCUACAACAGCAGUCCGCUCGCACAGGCUGACGGAAAGAUGGAUGGGGACGAGUGGUUGAUUAAGCAGGUUGGGCAAAACAAGGAUCACGCUGCUGACGGCAGAAAGGAGACAACUGCCACUGGGGAAGCGAAGGAGAAGGCAGUCACAAGACGCCUUGAGGAGGAGGAGGCGGCGAAUAUUGACUUCCAGAUGCUGCUUCGCCGGGUCAUGUCGCUCACGCAGCAGGAGAUGCGAGCAGCUGUUGGCGAAGACCGUGCAUUGUCGGAUAUCGGCUAUGAUGAGCGUUGCCAGAUCGCGUUGAGCCUUCUGAAGUCCAAGCUUGGGCAUGACAUGUACUUGCGACUUCACGCUGACCGAUCCCGCCAGGCAUUCCUCACCAUGUUCAUCUUCGGAGGCUGCGGCGCUCACAAGGAUCUUAAUGCCUUCAAAUAUGGUACCGAUGCGAUCAGCAAGCUGUGGAAGUCAAAGACUCUCGCUAGCCCUCAGCCGAUCCUCCUUCCGAACAAGGCAUUUGACGCUGUCAUCAACCUCCCACACGCUGGGGAUAGCGAGGCCCCGUCCUCAUCUGAUGCUCGACUCCUCGCUCUCAGCGCGAGUGCUAGCGGCGGUGUCAAAUGUGCAGCUAUCUGGGGCGCUAUUUUUCGCAACAAGGAUGACAAGAAGGGCUACCAAGAGCACGGUAGGACUCUUGUUCACUCCUUCAAAACCGAGUUGCACGGUUCCGCCUUUAUUAGCUCUGCUAAUAUCGCCGACACAAACAAUACACGCUACCAAUCGCACGGCAAGACCGCUAUUGAACUUGUCACGUAUGACCACGAGUACCGCUCCACGAUCGAGACGAUUUGCCAGGGCAAGACAAACGGUGGCCAGCCGAACCAUAUGGAAGCGCUUGCGUUGCGCGCCUUGGACUUCCGUCAACCUGGAUGGACCUUAUCGCUAUGGGCACACAAGCAUGGCGAACCUCGUAACUUGCUCGAUACGGUCAAGCUGCACCGCCGAAUCCCAAGCUUCUGCGACGAGCUAGGGGACCAUCCCGAGCGCCUCUUCGAUGAGUCGACUUCGUACAAGCAUCAGACCCUGUUUGGAGCCCCUCUCACGGACCGCCAGUUCUUCGCGAAGGCGCGACUUCUGCGGGGGGAACUAGGAGACGACGUCCUGCGCGUAAUAUCAGCUAUGUUCCAUGGCGCCGCGGAUGGAUGGCGACAAUUCACAGCCGAGUUCGCACCUGAUGGCCCUAUCGAUCGCCUCAGCGCCGACCAACGGCGCAUGCUCUUCAUCCCAGCGACGAAUGACCACAACGAAGGCGCUCUUGGCUCGUGGCGCCUAUACAUCCGUCACAAUCCCUGCAGCACACCAGCGACCUUCUCCGCUCUCGAGCGCGCCAAUCGAAAUGACUCUGAGGCCUUUAUCACUAAGGUCUACACCGAAGCGCUCGAGACGUUCGUAAUGCAGAGCGCGCGAAUUCAGGGGGCGAGCGGGGAGAUGAAGAAGUUUAAGCAGGCAUUGGCAGCGCAGUCCCGGGAGAAGGCGGCCGCGCAGGACAGAAAGAGGAAGCAGGCGGAGAAGCGCUCGAAACAGCGUCGGCAGCACCUGGAGAGCGUGGGACUGGAGAUGCGGGAGGACUCUGUCCGGCAUAUGGGCGUGAAGGCGCUUCGGGAGCAACUUGAACUCUAUCGCGAUGUCGUCGGGGACUUGGUGACCAAGAAGCUGAAAUGGUCACUCGAGCUAAAGGGGAAGGAUAAUAUGUUGGCUCAAACCCUUGCGGCGCUCUCGAGAUACAAGUUAUCUGAUGGGGAGGCCGAAUCAGGCGCCGCCGAGUCUCCAGAAGCCCAGCAGGCAUGCCCGGAAGCUAUGGAUGUUGAUCCUGUGCAGGAGGGAGGGCUCGUGAGUGAAGACGAGUGCAUGGGCGAGGACGAAGAGGAUUUGAUGGACACGGAUUUCUUCUAA
Messenger RNA from Schizophyllum commune H4-8, 3105 nucleotides. RefSeq lists its product as uncharacterized. The transcript is spliced from 5 exons. The coding region runs from base 1 to 3105 and encodes 1034 amino acids. The record is from RefSeq and is a predicted model, not a curated record. Lineage: Eukaryota; Fungi; Basidiomycota; Agaricomycetes; Agaricales; Schizophyllaceae.